AGCAGUUCGAGUGGAGCUUUUGGUGUAGUGGUUAUAAUCUCUGAAACAGCUCUGAAAAUAUGACAGACUGUGCUGUUUUGGGAUGCAGACCAGAUCCGAGAGCUUCCAUUCACUACUUACCAAAGAACCCUGUGCUGAAACAGAAAUGGCUGGAUUUUAUUUACAGACACCGCUUGAGCAGACCGUCAAAUCCUGUGGGAAUCCGUAUCUGCGGCUCACAUUUUACUAACGACUGUUUCGUCAAUUUCUUUCAAAGGUCGAUGGGUUUUGCCAAGAAGUUAAUUCUGAAAGCUGACGCAGUGCCAUCCAUUUAUCCAGGAUACCCAACAUGGUUUCAGCAUGGGACAGCUGGAUUAUGCUUACAAAGAGCAGAUGUGGCCUGUCAGUGCAACUCAGUGGUCGUGCAUGAAAUCGGUCUCCAGUGUAAUCUUCCAGUGAUCAGGACGAGGACUGUAGGGACCCAGCUGUCAGACCGGAGACCGGUAUACAGGAGAAAACUGGGUGUCCAGAUUGAGCUACUCACAGCAGGCGCUUCUGUCGAGACUAGACUAGCAGAACAAUAUGUCGAAGGUUUGAUUUCAACCUAUGAGAGACCUCCUCCAUCUCCUCCACCUAAUUGGUCACAGGCUGAAAUUGAAGAUGACGAUCAAUGCGUGACUGUGGAGGAGUCUGGAGAGAAGGUGAGCAGUGAAAGCAAUGGAGCAGCUGAAUGGCUGUGCCCCCUGUGCCAAAAAGGGCAACCAGACAGAUCCUCCCUGUCUCUACAUCUCACUGAGCAACACAGUGUACUUCCAACUUGUGUCGACAGACUUCUGGACAUUGCUGUUCUAAAACAGAGUGCCAGCGGAGGGAAAGAGGACAAAGGUGCUCUAAAGUCUUCAGACGCUGUAUUGUCACAACUGAAGCUUGCUGAAGACGUCAGUUCAGACCCCUGCCAAUCAAGUGAGCGUUCAGACGCUACCCAGACGCUCGGAGACAAAGAGAUGGAGGAAGAGAGAAUAAAUGAACAGGAGGGAGGUGAAGCUGAGCCACAGCCAGAAGAGGAGGGAAAUAAACUCACAGGAGCCAAACAGCAAAAUGCAGCUGAAAAUACAGAAAUCCCAGACGCUAGUCAGUCAGUUGGUAAAACCAGUGUGCCAGCUGCAAAUAACACCCGGUCUUUCAAAUGCAAUGCUUGCCUGGAAUCCUUUCCCAGUAGAACUGCCUUGAGUGUUCACUACAACUCUGCAUCCCACAUUCAGAGGAUGACAACAGGCUCUGCAAAACAAGGUGGAGAAAAUGAUCUCCAAAAUACAGUACCUGUCCUGUCUCGGCCAUAUAUAUCAAACAAACCCUACCAGUGUGCUAUAUGUCGAGUCUCUUACAAUCAUGCCAUCACCCUCGAGAGCCAUAUGAAAUCCGUCUUGCACCAGACCCGCAGCAGAAAUGCUGGUAUUGUUGCAAAUGCUGCAAACAGUGCAGUGGCCACUGGUUUGGGAGGCAGCAUCAACAGUGCUCCAAACACUGUAGUGAGCACAUCUGGAAAUGGACCCAGUCAGUUAGUUACCACCACCAACUGUGCAGCUCCUGGGACCUUGAUGGUGACUACUACAAAAGAUGGGGAGCAGAUCCAAACAACACAAGUGGGUCCCUCUCUCCUCACCUCCCCUGUGGCCUCAGCUCAGGCAGUUUCAGCCUUUCUCACCCUCCUCACAUCUAGUCCCAACACCCUCUCACACUCCCUCCUCCCCUCCUUGUUUGCGGCCGGUGCUGCUCCUGGUGCCGCCGCGACUCAGCUUGUGCCUCAGCCUCAGAUGGUCAUGCCCUUGAUCUUGAAUGGGCUUCAAGCCCAAACCCAGCAGCACCCAGAAAACCAGCAAGGCCAGCUCCUUACCCAGUGUGUGCCAUUCGUAGGUCUCAGCACAGCCCAGCAAGCCCUCCUAACCCAAAGACUUCACAGCUUACAGAACCAGUGGCCCUCUGCAGGACUAACUACAAACAUACAGUCCUGCCCGGAAGAGCAAAAGCAAAGUGUAAACAGUGAGAGAGAACAGGAGAAGCAGGACAGUGAUGGUACAGUUGAAGAGAAGGUCUCAGAUCAGAUCAAGGACAGGGUUAAGUGGACUACAGUGAACAUUAAAACUGAGAAAGCUGAGGAAGAGGAUAGUAGAGAAUUUGCACAAGAUCUUCAUGUAGAAAGUAAGGUGAAGAGUGAGAGUAAUGGAGACAAUGGGAAGGCACAUAGAGAUGGCACAACAGAUGGAGAGAGCUCGACUAAUCAGAUGGACCUGGAAGGUGAUAAAGCAUCUAGCCUGAAUCUCUCCCCAGCGGGCCCAGAGAAGAGCCUCCACAAUAACAACCUCUCGCCUUCUGCAUCUAUGCCCAGCAACUCAAGCCUCAGUCCUUUAAAUUUGAACCUUACACUUAGCCCUGAUUCAACUCCUCAAAAACAACAUUCUGGCACUAGCCCUUGUGGUUCUCUUGGCACCCCAAAAUCCAGCCCGAGUACAAAUGCCUUAACUAACAACCAAACUCGGCCCCAUUGUAAUACAAUGUCAUCCAUUUAUCCAGACCUUCCAGUGCUGUCAGAGUUUCAGUCGGAGGUUCUUUGGGCAUUCUUUGAGUCACGAAGUGAGGCUGAUGCUGCAAGCCCUCCCCGUGAGGACUGUGAGGCGCUGGGUAGAGAGGUAGGGCUUUCUGAGGAAGAGGUGCGUAGGUGGCUGAGCCAAGCCCGACAUGCUAAACAAAGGCAGAGGGCAACAGAGAUGCUAAACCUGCAAGGCUUGGCAGGGUUCACAAGAAAUGCUCAAAGUUCUGACAAUGACUUUGAUGAUGAGGAAAGCUCACUGAUUAUAGCAGAAGGUGAGGAUGACACAGAAGCUUCAGGUAGUCAGGCAAUCGAUCUGUCUAGUACAAGAGGGAAGCGCCGGCAGAGAGAUUUUGGAAGGGAGGGUCAGGGAGAUUCCUGUCUGACUUCUGACUCAGAAAAUGAGGUCUACACCUCUGUCAUUGUUUCAGAUGAGGAAAGUCAGAAUGGGUCUUUGAGGGAGGGUCCUGAAAGCCCUGCUAAAGAUGAAACACAGCGGGAGGUCCAUGGUGACAAGGGGUCAGUUGGAGGAAAGGUUUUGCGCUCCACAACUGUGUUUCUCUCUGAUGCAGAGGAUGAGUAUGAAGAUGAGGAGGGAGCAGGGGGUCCAAGAUCCAAGAGAAAAAAGAGAAAAGGGGAGUUUGAGUGCGAUGAGGUGGAGGUGAAGAAGGAGAGACAGGACCCAGACGUUGAUCUUGAGUUAGAGGCCCAAGGGGAUCCUCCAAGCUCACAGUCCCUCUCCAUGGACCAGAUUCCAAGUGGCGCUCUUCACACACUUCCUCUAUCCCUUGCUUCCUUUUCCACUCAGUUCCUCAGCCCCUAUGUCCUCUCUCUUACUCCAUCAAUGGUUGGAGAUGGGAGCAAAUUACCCAUCUUUCCUAACCCACCAACCAUUACACGCUUCUCCAGCUCUCUUCUCUCACAGACCCUCUCUUCACACAACCAAACUUCUCACUGGUCCAAUGGUGGUGACUGUGAGUCUGCUCUGGAUCUCAGCAUGGGGAAAAACAAUUCAAAAUCUGCUACUUCCUCAUCAUCUCUGGCUGAUAAAAUUGCAGCACAGAAGGGACAGUUACUGGAUGGGCUUGGCCUGAGGCCCACAUCCAAAGGUCUUGUCGUCGUCCAGGUUAAACCUGAAUCUGUUACUGCCAUGUCCUCUUCCAACAGCAGUACGAGUCUGGUCAACUGCAAUAACUUGACAAGAUCUAGUAUUUACAUGAGGGCAGCAGAAAAAAUGAAUGCCACAUUAUUAGAAAGGGAGCGAGAGAAGGAGAAAGAGAAGGAGAGGGAGCAGGAUCAGCAGCAGAGAAAGUCCAAAGGAAAGCGGUAUCGAGAUAUGCGGCGGUCAAGGACCAUCAUUCAAGCUGAACAACUUGACAUACUGUAUGGCUGCUAUUUCAAAGACCCAAACCCUGGGAAACAUGAGUUUGAACAGAUUUCUGAAUGGGUCCACCUCCCAAAGAAGGUUGUUCAGAUUUGGUUCCAGAACAUGAGGGCGAGGGAACGCAAGGGUGAGGUCCGAUUCAUCAGUGAUGGGACCCUGGCAGCAGUUGGCAAGCCCCUCAUCAAAUUUACAUGGCCUCUUUCCAAACCUAUAUUUUCCAACAAGCCUGCUGGAAACAAUACUGGAUGCAUCACAACUACUCCAAUUGUGCGCACCCUCAUGAAGACGGAGCGAGAUCCUGUGAAGGAGCUGGGAAAACCAGCUGUGAUGAAAAAAAUAACCCCAGUUCCCAUCAAGCCUAAGGAGUUUGUUUCGUCUACCACAGUCUCUCCUGUGAGCAGCAGUGCCUCUGCAGUGCCAAAGACCAAGCUCGAAACCACCAGCAAUGUCACUAUGGUCAAAGUUGCACCCAAAGUCAACCCCCCUGUCCUUUUACCACCACCCAAGGAUCCUGUCCCCAUUGCCCCACGGCCGUCCCAGAAGCGUAAGCUAGAUGAGGAGAGUGAGGAGGAAAAGACUGAUGAAGAGAGAGACCCUGACAAUGAGAUGGGUCCUGGACCAUGGACUACUAACCGCAUGGUACCCAAGCUUCCUUCAACGCCCAUCAACAACAGGCCUUCUGCCACAACAGUGGUGCCACAAAAACAGAAUGGGCUUAACUACUGGACCCCCAAAGUUCCUAUUAAGAUCAACACCUUAUCGAGAGAACAACUGGCCCUUCCCACACACACGACUCCUCGUACCAUCCCCCCUCCUCCCACCCCAAGCAUAGCACCAGUCAGCCCGAAUACCCCUAGCUCUGCCAAAGUGGCCAGCCCAUCCACCCCGGUUGUAGCUAAAUCAGGUCCAACAGAAAACAGCUUUCUGAUCCACUCAUCCAGCCGUAGGCCACGCACACACUUGUCCUGCCUACAACUGUCCAUUUUGCAGUCCUGUUACGAGACCUGUGCCCACCCUAACGCCCUGGAGUGUGAGGCCAUUGGCACCGAGCUCAACCUGCCACUCAAGGUGGUGCAGAUCUGGUUCCAAAACACAAGAGCCAAGGAGAAGCGCUGGAGGCUGCAGCAGGAGAAAAUGUCACCUCUGUCAGGUGGGAAAGUGGACAUGAGCUCAGGAAGCUACCUGCAGUACAACGCUCUCAAAGCCAAUCGUCCCAUCCUGCCCAAACCCGUUCAGCUGACAGUUACUGAUCCUCCAGCUUCCCCAGUGGCCGGCCAGUCUGUGCCAAAGGAGACCCUGACGGGCCGCUGUGAUGCCUGCAACAUCUCUUUUGAAUCCCGGGCUGCAGCAAGGGACCACGUCUUCUCCCCGCGUCAUCUGGCAACCCUGAGAACCACUAACUUUGGUCAGCCGACGACGCUCGUCAACAAGAACGGAACCGCUAACAGCGGACCUGGCAGCACUGUGCCGAGCCCGCAGGUCUCUCAUUCCACUCAAGUAACCAGCUCUGGUGCUGGUUCUGGAGGGGAUAUGAUUAUUGAGUCGCCUCCACCGACGGCCACCAGCAACAGUUAAAGACUCAGAUCAGGAUUGGUCUGCACACUGACUAUUCUUGGACCCAUUUGGGCUCCUCAGAUUUUAUUAAACAAAUUUGAGCACUAAUCCUCAAAAGCUAAUAUUCUUUAGUUUUUGAAGUUGGCUCUCCCUGCACCCGCUAUCCUUUGCUCAACCUUCACUGACUCAAUAUCCGUUAAUCUGUAGAGUUCACUUAGAAUACAAUACAACAGCAAACUAUUUCCAGGCUGCUUGUUACUUAAUCAGUUGCUGUCUGAUAAGUGAUGAACACAUCUCAAGUUUCCCCUCAGUCCUCAUACACUUCACCCAAACUUUUUGGUCCUAACCCUGUGGUUAUAUGUUACCUUCCUAUAAUUUGUAAAGGCACUCAACUUGCCAUGCUUGAACUGUCCUCCCCUAAAGACUGAUGCAAAAGUGUUUCUUCUUUGGAAGUGGCCGAUUGACAGUGGGCCGGAAACACUUUUUGGGAUGAUAACACAAAAUACUCACAUUCAUAACUCCUACUUUGCUCCUGUGGAAUUGUUUUUUCUUAUGCCUACUUUCACUUCUAGGGUGGAGAUUGCCUGGAUAUAAAAUUAUUGGACUGAACCAUUGGGAGUGGAAGAACUGGUAUUAACUGUCACCUUUUUAUUUGCUACAGAGUGUGAUCUGAAGAGUGUUGUGUCUACUUAUUUGGGAUAUAAAAGAGGUACUUUAGAGAUAAUAGGGCUGUUGAAUUGUCCCCAUGUACAUGUUCAUAGUUUUCAUGACAAUCCAAAUAGACAGGGCAAAAAGAGAGUCCGAGGAAAGUAGAAUCUUGGCAUACCGCACUUUGACACAUUUUACAUUGUUUGAAAUGUUUUUAAGCAUUCUAAUGCAAGUGUCUUUUUAUGGAAAGAUACAUCCAUGCAUGUUGGAUGCCUUAAUAUAAAUCGCGUGAAAUAAAUUGAUUUUUUUGCUAGUCUAAUGAAACAUGCUUUAGGUGUGAGCAUAAUAUUGUGCAAGAAGCAGACAUGGGGAUAUAAAUGAAGAAGAGCUCUGUUCCAAAUUGCUUUUACGUCAUUUUUUGGGGGGGAGGAAACUCUGAAUGUCGUAUUCUGUUCCUAGAACAUAGCAAAUCUUGCCUGUAAAGUUGUCAGCACUCUAUUGGCCAAGGACUAUAAUUACUAACAAACUUGCUUUUGCGACAAAUCUCUUUGAUCCUGUGGAUUUCACUUUCUUCCCCAAAUGGUGUAUAUCUCAUUUUGGAAUGCAGCUCUUCCGACCCGUUGGGGAAAAUAGAUGUUUUCACCUACUUUUUAGGUGUGUUGAAAAUAUGACAGCCUUAAGAGGAAACACCACCAGGUAUAUAAAUACAAGCCCAGGUGAUCCUCAUAAAAUGUUUGUGAAUUAAUUUCAUCCACAUCUAGCACGGAGGGUCGGGCCGAUUUUAAUAAAUUUUACGGUUUUCUUUGCCAUGAAUACUGUGGAUAAGACAGGAGAUUUAAGUACUCAUUUUAUUUACUUCAGUAUUUAUACCAAUGACAAUAGAAGCAAUUAAAAAACUGGUAUAACUGAUGUUUAUUUAGGUCAAAAAGCCAAAAGUCUAGAAAUAUCAAGAGACCAGGGCUUAAAAUGGGCUGUUUUCUGUCCCCCCGCUUUCCUGUUUUGUUAAGUUUUGAAACAGAGUUACUAAUGCUGAUAAUGUACGUGCUGUGAAAUGAGAUCUAAUAUCUGGAAACUAAGACAAGGGAGAAAGUUGAGUAUUCCUAGUAUCUGUGAGGGACUAAUGGAUACUCAAAUCUAGGAAGCAAAUUGGGAAACAUUAAAUGUGUUGACUGAGAGCUAAUAAGAUGGUGCUGUGUUGAAGGACACUUAACAUACUAAAGAUGUUUUCCUUCAAUUUAAGUUGUAUAUUAAUGUUACUAUUGAUAGUUUUAACAAAAUGCAAAACUAAAACAUGAACUUUUUGUAAAGGAAAUAUAUUAAAAUAACUGAUAUUCCAAAGUAAUCCUCCCUUUGCUUUCUGUCAUUCAAAAACCAAAAAGCAAUCUUGAGGUCGACAGAGAGCAGGAGAGGUGUUCGCAAAUGCAAACUGUAAAGGACAUCCCACGGCUUGACACUUGCACUAGUCCACAAUUUUUGCACAAGCUACAGACAUUUCAAAUGAACACAGCCAUCAACGCAACAUGAAACGUCACUUGGUGUGGUUUUUGAAACAAGGAGGGUGACAAUGUCCUUUCAAGAGUUAGAAUUUGUACUCCUGUUGGAAACUGUAUCUUGUGUGUAAAGCAAGGACUGGAGUGCUUGAAGCUCGAGACUGGGAUUACACACACCCACACACACACACAUACACACACACAGACACGGUGUUGCACUGUCCAAACUAGAUAGGUUUUUAUGGAGAUCUGCUUUUUAUUCUCUUACGUUUCAUUGUCACUUUGAUUAUCACUAUUGUUAUAACUGUACUACUACUUAUACGAUUUAUCAUUACUACUCAUCACUGUUUUGAUUAUUAUUGAUCCAUAAUUGUUUUAAAUGCCACCUCUCUGCUCUGGUAUUCCUAUGAAUAUUGAACAAUAAUAGUGGCAGUGUUGUUCUGAAUUGUUAGAUUUUUGAUUAAGCUUAUUUUUUCCUCCUCACUUGUACCUGCCUUUUUGUGUUUGGUCUCCAUUAUGCUUUCUUUGAUAUACAGAAAAAGAAAUAAAAUCAGUUGAACAACAUAACAUCUGUCUUUAUCACAGUGGAACUCUGUCACUGAAGUUUGAAG
Messenger RNA from Scomber japonicus (chub mackerel), 8253 nucleotides. RefSeq names its product zinc finger homeobox 2 (gene zfhx2). Gene Ontology annotation, cellular component: nucleus. The record is from RefSeq and is a predicted model, not a curated record. Gene Ontology annotation, biological process: regulation of transcription by RNA polymerase II; regulation of neuron differentiation; brain development. Gene Ontology annotation, molecular function: RNA polymerase II cis-regulatory region sequence-specific DNA binding; zinc ion binding; DNA-binding transcription factor activity, RNA polymerase II-specific. NCBI's taxonomy places the organism in Eukaryota, Metazoa, Chordata, Actinopteri, Scombriformes, Scombridae. Bases 60 to 5525 code for a protein of 1821 amino acids. The transcript has 7 exons.